GCUCAUUCAAUACAGAUCACUCCAAUCAAAACCCUUCUUUCUUUUUAAUUCCUUCCUUUUUUUUUUGAUUUAUCUAUUUGUUGUUGUGUUAAUAGUACGAAUCUUUAGAUUGGUUGUUCUUCCUCGAUUCAACACUUGAUGCGGUGAAGCACAUGUUUUGGCCGGAAAGUUUUUUUUAGUUAUCUCCGGCACAUGUAAUGCGAAGUAACCGGAAGAAUCUAUAAACUAAAAAAAGUGAAAGUAGUAGUACGAUGUCGGUGUACGAUGCUGCUUUCCUCAAUACUGAGCUUUCGAAACCGACAUCGAUCUUUGGUCUCCGGCUAUGGGUUGUCAUCGGAAUCUUACUCGGAUCUCUUAUUGUCAUUGCUCUCUUCCUUCUCUCCCUCUGUCUAACUUCUCGCCGGAAGAAUCGAAAGCCGCGUCACGAUUUCGCUUCCGCCGCAGUAGCCACGCCGCCGAUUUCCAAGGAGAUCAAGGAGAUUGUUCCGGCGCAGACGCAGCCUGUUCCGGCGGAGAUCCAGGUCGAUAUAGGGAAGAUCGAGCAUCGAGUGGUGUUUUCAGAUCGAGUGUCGAGUGGUGAGAGUAGAGGAACGGCUAGUGCUAGCGAAACGGCGUCGUAUUCCGGCAGUGGGAAUUGUGGGCCGGAGGUUUCGCAUCUUGGAUGGGGGAGAUGGUAUACUCUCAGAGAGCUUGAAGCGGCCACGAAUGGGCUUUGUGAAGAGAAUGUUAUCGGAGAAGGUGGUUAUGGGAUUGUCUACCGUGGCGUUUUAACUGAUGGAACCAAAGUCGCCGUCAAGAACUUGCUUAACAAUAGGGGUCAAGCAGAGAAGGAAUUCAAAGUAGAAGUGGAAGUAAUUGGGCGUGUACGGCACAAGAAUCUCGUUAGGCUUUUAGGGUAUUGCGUCGAAGGUGCAUACAGGAUGCUCGUGUAUGACUUUGUCGAUAAUGGUAACUUGGAGCAAUGGAUUCACGGUGAUGUUGGCGAUGUCAGCCCUCUAACUUGGGAUAUCCGUAUGAAUGUUAUACUCGGGAUGGCAAAAGGAUUGGCGUAUCUACACGAGGGUCUUGAACCAAAGGUUGUUCAUAGAGAUAUAAAAUCAAGCAACAUCUUGCUUGAUCGCCAAUGGAAUGCAAAGGUUUCGGAUUUUGGACUUGCUAAGCUCUUGGGUUCCGAGAGCAGUUAUGUUACUACCCGUGUGAUGGGAACUUUCGGUUAUGUAGCACCAGAAUAUGCUUGCACCGGAAUGUUAAACGAGAAGAGUGAUAUCUACAGCUUGGGAAUAUUAAUCAUGGAGUUAAUCACAGGAAGAAACCCGGUUGAUUAUAGUCGCCCUCAAGGAGAGACGAAUCUAGUGGAUUGGCUGAAAUCAAUGGUAGGGAACCGAAGAUCAGAAGAAGUAGUUGAUCCGAAAAUACCCGAACCACCAUCCUCAAAGGCUCUUAAACGAGUGUUGCUCGUAGCUUUGCGUUGCGUAGAUCCUGAUGCAAACAAGAGACCUAAAAUGGGUCAUAUCAUACACAUGCUUGAAGCUGAAGAUCUACUCUUUCGAGAUGAACGACGAACGACAAGGGACCAUGGAAGCCGCGAGAGACAAGAGACAGCUGUGGUUGCUGCGGCGGGUAGUGAAAGUGGUGAGAGCGCUUCACGGCAACAUCAGCAAAAGCUGAGGUGAAAAAAGAGUCAACUAAGGUUAAGUGACUUUCCAUUUCACACGGCCAUUAUAUUUCAAUUUUUUUCCCGGUAUAUUAUUGUCUCACUUACCUAAUAUUUUCAUUCUUUGGCUCUUCGAGUCUUCUUUUGGCCUUACGGAAUUAACUUUCUUCUUCUUUGUAACCCUUUUGUCAACGAACGAUCACAUUCACAUGUCAUUAUAAGUUAUUUAUAUGUAAUGUAAUGUUUGGACUUUGGACCCGACCUCGAAGCUAUGUUCGGCCCCUAGCAUAAUAAGCAGGGGAUUGGUCGAUGGA
Molecule: messenger RNA, 1968 nt
Organism: Camelina sativa (false flax)
Lineage: Eukaryota; Viridiplantae; Streptophyta; Magnoliopsida; Brassicales; Brassicaceae
Product: putative serine/threonine-protein kinase At1g01540
Biological process (GO): protein phosphorylation
Molecular function (GO): ATP binding; protein kinase activity
Source: RefSeq, a predicted model, not a curated record